Molecule: messenger RNA, 6470 nt
Organism: Vitis vinifera (wine grape)
Lineage: Eukaryota; Viridiplantae; Streptophyta; Magnoliopsida; Vitales; Vitaceae
Exons: 4
Coding region: 1-6072 (2023 amino acids)
Molecular function (GO): ADP binding; protein binding; ATP hydrolysis activity
Source: RefSeq, a predicted model, not a curated record
AUGGAGCCAAGCCAGAGCAAGCACCAGUAUUGGGAUUUGGAUGCUGAAGGACCUCGUCGGCAUGGUUGGCGUCAUUCGUAUCGUGAAGAGGAUUCCAUUGAGGACAGAGCUUUGAGACUGAACAGGAAGAAAGAUGUCCUAUGCCUUAUUUUGUCAUAUCCUCCUUUCAGCUCGGCAAUCAAAAAGAGUCACGAAGGUUGGAUUCUUGAUGUUUUGGCGAUUAAUCAGAAACUAAGAGAAGCAGUUUACAGGAAGAAAGAAAUCGAUGUUUCAGAGCUCUCUCCUAGAAUCAGUCUACUGCUUGAUCAUUCAUUCCACGAUAUUGAAGCUUAUGUUCCACGAGACAUCAUUGAGGAGAUGCAAAGGGGAACUAUAUGGGGUAGAACACCUACUACAAAAGUGUACAGUUUGGCUAUUGAUUUUGCUUUUUGCCAAAUUUUACAAGAUAUAGAAAUUCCCAAAUUUCAGAGGAUUUUGAUCUGUGGCAGAGAUGAUGCAGGCCUCCUCACGUCAAGAUUGAAGAAUCUACAGCAAGAAAAGGGAAUGUUUGAUCUUGUCAUUCACGUUAAGGCCUCUUCUUGUAAAAGUGCUAGAGAUAUUGAAGAUGACAUUGCAAGAGAACUGGGUCUCUCAACAUCCAGCAGACAGGAAGUGGAUGGAUUGCUGAAAAGCAAAAGCUUUUUGAUCCUUCUUGACGAUGUUGAUCUUGCUUCAUCGACAAAUCUCAACGACGUGGGGACCAAUUGGUGGAACUCGAAAAAGUUUCAAAAGAUGGUUUGUACAACUGGCUCUAUGGGAAGGAGAGCUGAUCACACAGAAGCCGAUCUGGAGAUUAGGUUGGAGGAUCAUCUGUUCACAUGGGAGUUAUUUUGUAUGGAAGUUGGCGAUGUUGUUCAUUUUUCAGGCAUCCAACACUUUGCAAUACGCAUGGUCAAAGAGUGCAAGGGUCAUUUACUUGUCAUUGUUUUAAUGGCAAGAGCCUUGAGAGAUAUUGAUGAGGUUCACACAUGGGAAUGUGCAUCUCUUGCAUUGACCUUACAACCCACUCAGUUGAGAGACGAUGAUGUCUUAUUUAAUGCCUUAGCAUUCGUCUGUGGACGUUUAGGGUCUGCAAUGAACUGUUUGAAGUGCUUAGUAGAAAUGGGAUGCUGGGGAGAGUUAGAGGAAGGAGAUUUGAUUGGCAGGUGGAUCACAGACGGCUUAAUUAGAAAAGUGGAUGAAGGAAAAGAGAUGGUUCGGCAUCUUGUUGACGCCUUCUUGUUCAAGAGGUCUUGGAAGGGAGAUUCUUCUUUUGUCAAAAUGCACAGUAAAAUCCAUGAGGUCUUGCUAAAUAUGUUAGGACUUAAAAGAGAGUCGCUAUUUCUUUGGCUAGGGGGAAAGGGAUUAACUGAGCCACCAAGAGAUGAGGCAUGGGAAAAAGCCAAUGAGGUGCAUUUGAUGAACAAUAAACUGUCUGAGCUACCGAAGAGUCCACAUUGCCCUGAACUCAGGGCACUGUUCUUACAAGCCAAUCAUGGUCUGAGAGUUAUUCCUCCAAAAUUCUUUGAAGGCAUGCCUGCCCUACAAUUCUUAGACUUGUCCAACACCGCAAUUAGAUCUUUACCAUCUCUUUUUGAAUUGGUCCAACUCAGAAUCUUCAUUCUAAGAGGAUGUCAACUUCUCAUGGAGUUACCACCCGAAGUUGGUAAUCUCAGAAAUCUUGAGGUGCUUGAUCUUGAAGGGACUGAAAUUAUAAGCCUACCUAUGACUAUCAAAUGGCUGACCAACCUCAAGUGUCUGAGAGUGUCCUUUUAUGGGUACAGUAACCAAACUGGACAAUCGUCGGAUACAAUGAUUCCCCACAACAUGUUAUCAGGACUCACUCAAUUGGAAGAGUUAGGCAUACAUGUGAAUCCAGAUGAUGAGCGAUGGGAUGUGACCAUGAAAGAUAUUGUUAAGGAAGUCUGCAGCUUCAAACACUUGGAGACUCUUAAACUUUACUUGCCAGAGGUUAUACUUGUGAAUGAGUUCAUGGGGAGUGGAACAUCAUCAAGAAACCUAUCAUUGAUGAACUUCAGGUUUAUUAUUGGCAGCCAUCGCAAGCGCUUUGUAUCCCGACUACCACAAGAAAUUGUGGUCAAAUUUGAACAGCAAAAAAGAUGCUUGAAGUAUGUCAAUGGUGAAGGUAUCCCAAUGGAAAUUAAGAAGAUACUCGAACAUGCUACCGCUCUGCUUUUGGAACGCCAUUUAACUCUUACUAAACUGUCUGAAUUUGGGAUUGAAAAUACAAUGAAGCUAGAAUUUUGUGUAUUGGGGGAAUGUAGCAAGAUUCAAACCCUUGUGGAUGGAGCAGAAAAUUAUAGACAAGGAGAUGAUUAUGGAUAUGUUCAUCAAAAAAUCAUACUUGGAUCACUUCGAUACUUGAGGCUUCACUAUAUGAAGAAUUUAGGCAGUAUAUGGAAGGGGCCAAUCUGGGAGGGUUGCCUAUCCAGACUCGAGUCUCUAGAAUUGUAUGCAUGCCCCCAAUUGAAGACCACUUUUACUUUGGCUUUGCUUGAAAAUCUCAACCGUUUAAAGGAGCUUGCGGUUGAAAACUGCCCCAAAAUAAACAGCUUGGUGACUCAUGAAGUCCCUGCAGAAGAUAUGCUGCUCAAAACAUACCUUCCAAAGUUGAAGAAGAUAUCACUUCAUUACUUGCCUAAAUUAGCCAGCAUUUCCAGUGGUUUACACAUUGCACCACACUUGGAAUGGAUGAGCUUCUAUAAUUGCCCAAGCAUUGAGGCUCUUUCUAUCAUGGAAGUUUCUAGUAAUAAUUUGAAGGUGAUUAUUGGAGAGGUUGACUGGUGGAGGGCAUUGAAGUGGCGUAAACCAGUUCUAAGACGUAAGCUGGAUUCUAUAUUUGUCCCCAUUAAAUCAGAUGCUGAUUUGAUGACUCAGUUAGCGGAAAUUGGGAAUCAACUUCUAGCUCCCAAGCAAGAGACAAAUCUGUCUCAACAGUCAGGUUCUGAUGACUCCUUGAAGCCCCCUGUAGUAGAUGCCUUGAAGGCCCUUGCAGUGGAGGCCUUGAAGGCCCUUGCAAUGGAGGCAGGAACCACCUCAGUGGAUAAGCAGCGUCAUGAGCCUUCUCCAUUGCCACUGUUGUCUCCUUCAACAAAGAACUCCUUGAAGGCCAUUGUAGUAGAAGCAGGAACCACCUCAGAGCAGACGCAGCUUUCUGAGCCUACGCCACAGCCCCUUUUGUCCUUGUCCACAGAGCAAGACACUGUAGAGAUGGCUGAUGCAGCAGAAGUUGACUUACGUAGAGUCGGAAGAAGCUUAUUUCCUUCUGCCAGUUCCAUAAUUGGAUUUCCCAAAGACCUGAAAAGAAACUAUAAAAUGUUGACAGAAGGAGCAGAAAAGCUCAAGGCACUGAAGUAUGAUAUAUUGGAAAGAAGCGGACAUAAGAAAAGCCCGGCCUUGAGAGAAUGGAUGGAUAGGGCUGAGAUGAUCAGCGAAGAAGUGAACCAACUAGAAACUAAAUACAAUGAUGAAAUGGAGCAUCCAUGGAGGCUGGUUCGUUUUUGGGAACACUCAUAUCUUAGCAAAGUCAUGGCGAAGAAGCAUAAUCAAGUUCAAAGUCUUUUGGAAGGACAUGAUAAAAGAAGAGUAUGGAUGAGCAAAGUUGUAGAAGAUGUAGUGAGUUUUCUAGAGGAUGAGCAAAUAAGAAGAAUAGGAAUCUGGGGAACAGUGGGAACUGGGAAAACCACAAUAAUGCAGAACUUGAACAAUCAUCAAGAUAUUGCUAAAAUGUUUGAUAUUGUCAUCUGGGUAACCGUCUCAAAGGAGUCGAGCACAAAAAAGUUGCAAGAUGCAAUCUUGCAGAGGCUAAAAAUGAAUAUGGAGGGCACUGUUAGCAUUAAGGAAAAUUCUCACAGAAUUUCUGAAGAGCUAAAGGGAAGGAAGUGUCUGAUUCUUCUGGAUGAAGUUUAUGACUUUAUUGAUCUACAUGUGGUCAUGGGAAUCAACGACAAUCAGGAGAGCAAGGUGGUGUUGGCGAGUACGAUUGGUGACAUUUGCAAUGACAUGGAAGCUGAUGAGCUAAUCAAUGUGAAACCAUUGUCAGAUCAUGAAGCUUUCAACAUGUUCAAGGAAAAGUUGGGUCGGUCUAUUUACUCCCCACAAAUUGAACGAGUAGCUGAACAGGUGGUUAGAGAGUGUGGUGGUUUACCCUUGCUGAUAAACAUUGUGGCCAUGAUCUUCAGAACUAAAGGGGAAGAUAUUUCCCUUUGGAUAGAUGGAUUGAAACAUCUACAAAGAUGGGAGGAUAUUGAAGGCAUGGAUCAUGUGAUUGAAUUCCUGAAGUUUUGUUAUGAUUAUUUAGGUAGUGACACAAAGAAGGCUUGUUAUCUGUAUUGUGCGCUAUUUCCUGGAGAAUAUGAUAUUAAUGUAGAUUAUCUACUAGAGUGUUGGAAAGCUGAAGGCUUUAUUCCUGGUACAGUGGCUUUUAGAGAUGCACGUCACCAAGGACAUGUCAUAUUGGAUGAUCUUAUCAACCUAUCAUUGCUAGAGAGAAGUGGCAAGGGGAAAUGUGUUAAGAUGAACAGAAUUCUUCGAAAAAUGGCUCUUAAAAUCUCUUUGCAAAGCGAUGGCUCGAAGUUUUUGGCAAAACCGUGUGAGGGAUUACAAGAUUUCCCAGACAGUAAAGAGUGGGAAGAUGCAAGUCGAAUCUCUUUGAUGAAUAACCAGCUCUGCACUUUACCAAAAUCUCUAAGAUGCCACAAUCUCUCAACAUUAUUGCUCCAGAGGAAUAAUGGCUUGAGUGCUAUUCCUUUCCCCUUCUUUAAUUCUAUGCAUUUACUUCGAGUUCUGGAUCUGCAUGGGACUGGUAUCAUGUUAUUACCUUCAUCUAUAUCCAAGUUGAUUCAUCUUAGAGGGCUCUAUUUAAAUUCUUGCCCCCACUUGAUAGGACUCUUGCCUGAAAUAAGAGCACUUACGAAGCUUGAGUUGCUUGAUAUUCGACGAACGAAAAUUCCGUUUCGUCACAUUGGAAGUUUAAUAUGGUUGAAGUGUUUGCGAAUAUCAUUGUCUAGUUUUUCCAUGGGAAUCAAAUUGGGGAGCAUCUCAGCUUUUGUUUCAUUGGAAGAAUUUUGUGUUGAUGAUGAUGUGUCUGUUGAAAAGCAUUAUAAGUAUUUAAAGGAUGUUACCAAGGAGGUGAUUACCUUGAAAAAAUUAACUUCCGUUCAAUUUUGCUUCCCUACGGUUGACUCCCUUGACUUGUUCGUCCAUAGAAGCCGAGAAUGGAAGAAGAUCUCACACUUCUCGUUUCAAUUUUCUGUUGGUCACCAGGACUCGACCUCCUCUCACUUUCUGAAGUCUUCUGAUUAUCGAAGCCUCAAUUGCUUGAAAUUAGUCAAUGGUGGAGGCAGGCAUCCUGUAAUCACAAAGGUACUUAUGGUGACAGAUGCAUUCGGAUUAAUUAACCACAAGGGAGUUUCAACACUAUCAGAUUUUGGCAUUCACAACAUGAAAAACAUGUUAGUUUGUUCAGUUGAAGGGUGCAAUGAAAUUAGAACCAUCAUAUGUGGUAAUGGAGUGGCAAAUAGCGUGCUAGAAAACUUGGAUAUUUUAUAUAUCAAGAACGUCCCAAAAUUGAGAAGCAUUUGGCAGGGGCCUGUUCCUGAGGGAAGUCUAGCUCAGCUAACCACUCUAACAUUAACUAAAUGCCCAGAGUUGAAGAAGAUAUUUUCCAACGGCAUGAUUCAACAGCUUUCUAAACUACAGCACUUGAAAGUGGAAGAAUGUCAUCAAAUUGAAGAAAUAAUAAUGGACUCUGAGAACCAGGUAUUAGAAGUUGAUGCACUUCCAAGAUUGAAGACUCUAGUACUCAUUGAUCUUCCAGAACUGAGAAGCAUUUGGGUUGAUGAUUCAUUGGAGUGGCCUUCCUUACAAAGGAUUCAGAUAUCUAUGUGUUACAUGUUGACGAGAUUGCCUUUCAACAAUGCCAAUGCAAUCAGAUUGAGACACAUCCAAGGACAACAGUCGUGGUGGGAAGCGCUAGUAUGGGAAGGUGAUCCCAUAAAACAAAGAUUACAGUCUCUAUGCAUCCUCAACUAGCUCCUCAGAUUUCUGUGCAGCAGUUUCAUUUUAAAGCUGAUUGAGAUGGUUGCUGCCUCAGCCAAAGGUUUGUGUGUGGGAUUCAAAAACUUUAGCAUGUAUUUGUUUAAGAUAUGCUACCUUGACUUAUAUUUUAUCUUAGACUUGCCAGCUUGGUUUGUAUCUGUUUGAGAUUUGCUUUCUUUGUUUGUAUCUGUUUGAGAUUUGCUUUCUUUGUUUGUAUGUUUGAGAUUUGCUAUUGUUUGAGAUGUGCUACUUGUAUGGUUUUUUUUAAAUAUUUGCUACAUUGGAUUGACUUUGUUUAAGGUUUGUUUGUUCUGAUUAUAUUUGGGUAAAGAGUUGAUGUAUUUCCAAGCACACCGUGAAAUAAUUAAACAGACAACAAUCAAUAAGACAAU